This is a messenger RNA of Xenopus laevis (African clawed frog), 2370 nucleotides long. RefSeq names its product family with sequence similarity 13 member C S homeolog (gene fam13c.S). The record is from RefSeq and is a predicted model, not a curated record. NCBI's taxonomy places the organism in Eukaryota, Metazoa, Chordata, Amphibia, Anura, Pipidae. Bases 66 to 1850 code for a protein of 594 amino acids. The transcript is spliced from 14 exons.
CAUGUUGGUCUAUGGGUUACAGCUACUGAGAAGCAUUCAGCCGGCUCUCCCCUCUCAGUAAUCUGAUGUUUUCUUGUUUCUGCUUUAGCCUGCAGGAGAACUCCUUCAGCAGCAGCAGCACGGCUGUCACUGAGACUGAAGGUGAAAGCAACUCCCUACAUGAGGACCAACCAGUCUGUUCCAAACUCAGAGAUGAAAAUAAUAAAGAAAACUACCCAGAGAGAGUCACAGAACUGGAGGAUGACUCCUCGCCAUCAUGGGAUGUUCCACCUCACUCAGAUAAGAAGAUGUUUGAUGGACCCACCAGGCAUGGAGUUGGCAUCUUGCAAACCAAGCAGCCCAAGUCCAACAGCCAUGAAGGAAAUCAGGAAAGUGAGAAUGUAAUCCCAUGCCUUGCUGAGAGUUGGCCAACAAAGGGACUGGCGUCUCAUGAUCAUCUUCACCAUGUUCCCCUGAGAGGAGCCGCCGAGCAUCCGGCAAGAAACAGUCCCAUCAUGCGUGCCCAGCCAAAGGAACCUGCCGAGCCGCUGCAGUAUGUCACCGAGAAUCCCUUCCUCAAGCUGCAGCCCCCGGAACCGGACCUGUGCCCUGUGUUCUUGCCGUGCCAGGAGGAGGUGGUCCGGCCUCAUUGCUCCAAGGAGACCACCGGUCCUCUCGCCCAGUGCGUGCCCAGCGAUUGUGCCAAUCAUACAGAACCAGUAUCAGUCCACUGGGACUCUCAGAGUGAUGUAGAUUAUGGGCCAGAUGAUCACUGCAGCUUUGGGACGAGCCGGCUUUUGUUUCACAUCACUGAUGGAGAUAACCCCCUGCUUUCCCCCCGCUGCUCUAUCUUCAGUCAAAGCCAGAGAUAUAACUUGGAUCCGGAGUCUGCCCCAUCUCCUCCAAGUGCUCAGCCCUUCAUGAUGCCAAGGAGUUCCUCUAGAAGUAACUGUGAAGUCUCCAAGGAGCCCCUGACAGUUGUGCAGCUCACCAAGCAAAUCCAGAGCCUCAAGAGGAAGAUCAGGAAGUAUGAAGACAAAUUUGAGCUGGAGAAAAAUUAUCGUCCCUCCCACAUUGACAAAACAUCCAAUCCUGAAGUCCUGAAAUGGACGAAUGAUUUAGCCAAGGCUCGUAAACAGCUUAAAGAACUUAAACUGAAAAUGUCUGAAGGUCAAAGUGUACCAAGGGGUUUACAGAGCAGCACAUUGGAGGAAAUCUGUGCUCCAUCCAUCAGGGUGGAACCACCAGGCGCAUCAAGCACCACCGUGUGUUCUGUGGAGGAAACAGUAGAAACUGUAUGGAACCGACUGAAAGAAAAAAGGCAGUUGCUUAAUUUUCCUGAGGCAUUAAAGGGUUCAAAGCAGGAGCGAAGCCUAAUGAAGCCCCUGUAUGACAGAUAUAGGAUUAUCAAGCAGUUAUUAUCGACGGCAUCUUUGAUUCCGACUAUACAUGAAGAGGAAGAUUCGGAUGAUGACUGUUCCCAGAGAGGCAACGAGUAUGAUCUGACGGCAGAGUUGGACGGUGCAUUAGAUGAACCAUUUAUGUACUAUAGCGCAGAACUAGAACCUACCUUUGCAUCUACGCUGGAUGAUCGGCCCAUCAGGCAACCUGCCCUCUCCAUGUCCAACUUGCACGAGGCGUCCAUGCCCGAGCUCCUUGAUCAGCUUCGAGAGACCAGAGCCGAUAAGAAAAGGUUACGGAAAGCUUUAAGAGAAUUCGAAGAGCACUUUUUAAGACAGACUGGAAGGAGCGUGCAGAAAGAAGACCGGAUCCCUAUGGCGGAGGAGUACUGUGAAUACAAGCAGAUAAAGGCAAAGCUCCGAUUGUUAGAGGUCCUGAUCAGCAAGCAAGAUGUCUCCAAAACAAUUUAGGGUCCUCACACACCCCACUUUGACCGGUUCUUCUACAGUAACAUCUGCUGUUCUAUCCACACACCCCCCCGUACAACACUGAUGUACUUGUGCACUUUAAUUGUUCGACACUACCUGGGAGCGUUCAAUAGCCGCACGUCCCUCCGAGGAAGCCCCUCUGACUGCAGUAGCCAAGAGUCCUGAUGAAGGCAAGAAUGUGCAAUAUGGAAUUACGUCUGUUUUUGUGGGGUUCUUUUUUAUACUAAUUUGGGUAUCUGAGACUACGUGCUUCUUCUGUUGCCCAACUAUAUAACCUUCCAUGCCGAAGGCUUGGAGUUGCACUUUGCCUGUAGGGGCCCCAGGUGCAGGUUUCAUAGGUGGGAUAUUCCUUGUCAAUGUCUGUUGCAGCUUCUUUGAAGUCUAAAAUUGUCCCUUAUUUCCAUAAAGCUGAUUGGGCAGGGUCAUUCUUUGUAGGAGGAUGGUUUAACCCUUGCCGACAUUAUUUGUUUUGCCAGAGACCUUCCCUAUAGAACGUCCGCCA